AUGCUCGCCAGCGCUGUCGACGUGGAGGCCGCGAUGCUAUUACGACAUGCGCUCGCUUCCCCCACAGCUGCCAAAGUGUUGUUCGACUUUGAGGCCUCGCGCCUCGCACGGCUUCUUGCACGAUGCCCUGAAGGCCGCAAGGUGUCCCACGUCUCUCUUGGCCGUCAACGCCAUGACGGUUUUACGCUGUAUGCUGGAGUGCGCCAAGGCUGUCCGCUGUUGCCGCUGCUCUUCGUGGUCCUUUCCGACGUCCUCAUCCGGUGGGCCCUGCGCGUGGCUCCGCUGAUCACGCCCAGGGCGCACGCGGAUGAUAUCGCCGUCGUGCUCCCGGACGCCGUGGUCGAGGCGCGCAUCCUGGAGUGCAUGUUCGCGGGGUGCCGCGCCAUUUCCGGCCUUCAGCUCCACCGCGGGAAAACGGUCUGGGCCCCGCAGAGUUUGCCGGACGCGGCCGCCGUCCGUUGCGACCUCCAACAACGGUUCCGCAACUGGAGUGAUUUCGCCAUCCAACAGCAUGCUACCUACCUUGGUUCCUGCACGGUGCCAGGCAGGGGAGACCGCUCAUGGGUGAAGGUGGCCGCCAAGUUCCAGGAGCGCGCCCUGUUACGGCAGCGCGUCGGAUGCGGCUGUUUCAACGCCUCCCUCGCUCGUCGGACGCACAUCCCUGAGCCUUCCAGCAAUUGGGACGACAUCGGGCGCGACGUCUGCAAGAUACUGUUCCGAGGUCCCGGGUGUUGGGCCUCACCGCGCGUGCUCCACAGCCUGCGGAUGCUCGGCUUUCAGACGGAGCUCCCGAACCUGCACGACAUCGCACAUGCUGCGAAGCGUCCGACGGCCGUCAAGCUCUCCAAGCGAGCACUGGUGCUCUACGCUGCGCAGCCGGCCAGUUGCGCCAAGCGUCGCGGAGGCACGGGCAACGCAACAGAGGCGUUUCCCGUGUACAGCCGCAUACAGCUGAAGGGCCUCGUGGUGAACACAGACCUCAAUGGGCUGUGCGGUGUUGUGGCGCCCCCUGGGCUGUCACAGACGCAGGAGGUGGCGGGCACGCUCAGGGUGCGUUUGGAAGACGGCCGCGAGGUGGCGUCCCGGCCGGGCAACCUGGAGCGGGCGGGGAGCCUGCCGCCGGACAGGGAGGCGCGGGUGCAGCAGGUUCUCGAGCUGCUGAAGGGCGAGGCCGCCGCCGCCCUGGCCGCGAAGCAGGCCGCGGUGGCGGCCGCCGCGGCCGCCCUGCAGGGGCUGCCGUGA
Molecule: messenger RNA, 1242 nt
Organism: Prorocentrum cordatum
Lineage: Eukaryota; Dinophyceae; Prorocentrales; Prorocentraceae
Source: the annotation of a GenBank genome assembly